UUGUGAGCAGUGACAGUUAGAAGUGUUGCCUGGUGCUGGGUGAUGCUGCUUGCAGGCCCUAGUUCCACCAACAUCUUUCUUUCUACCCAACUGACAUCAUGCAGGCUGCUGAGGGGCAGCAGCUGUUUGAUCCUGUCUCAUUUGGAAAGGACCUCAUGAUAGGUGGGGUGGCAGCUGCUAUUUCCAAAACAACAGUAGCACCCAUUGAACGGGUGAAGCUCCUACUCCAGGUUCAGGCCUCAUCCAAACAGAUCCGUGCUGACCAGCAAUACAAAGGCAUGAUAGAUUGCUUUAUACGCAUUCCUCGGGAGCAAGGAUUUGUCAGUUUCUGGCGUGGCAAUCUUGCCAAUGUUAUCCGAUAUUUUCCAACUCAAGCCCUAAACUUUGCCUUUAAGGACAAAUACAAACAGAUUUUCAUGUCUGGAGUAGAUAAAGAUACACAGUUUAUGAGAUGGUUCAUUUCAAAUCUGGCUGCUGGUGGAGCAGCUGGGGCUACUUCAUUGUGUGUAGUAUAUCCACUAGACUUUGCACGAACUCGAUUGGGUGCUGACAUUGGCAAAGGUCCCUCCGAGAGACAAUUCAGAGGUCUAGCUGAUUGUAUUAUUAAAAUUGCCAGAAAAGAUGGAAUUACUGGUCUAUACCAAGGAUUUAGUGUUUCAGUACAGGGAAUUAUUGUAUAUCGGGCAUCUUAUUUUGGAUGUUAUGACACCAUAAAAGGAAUGCUACCAAAUCCUAAAGAAACCCCAUUCAUUUUAUCUUUUGCAAUUGCUCAAGUGGUGACAGUAUUUUCUGGGAUUCUCUCGUAUCCAUUUGACACUGUCAGAAGACGUAUGAUGAUGCAGAGUGGAGAGACUGAACGUCAGUAUAAAGGAACUAUUGACUGCUUUAUCAAGAUAUAUGGCCAGGAAGGAAUAAAGGCCUUUUUUCGUGGGGCUUUUUCAAAUGUUCUUCGUGGGACAGGAGGUGCCUUGGUGCUAGUCCUUUAUGACAAAAUCAAGGAAUUUCUUCAUAUUGAUCCUUCAAUAGGCCAAGCAUCUGACUAAAGGCACUAAUAAUCUAUUUUACUUGCGCUGCCCAUGUAGAGAUAAAAGUCUUAUUGUUUUGAAUAUUGGUUUACUAUUUAGUAUUCUACUUUGUAACAAGUCAAUAGUAUUUAAUGUUAUGAUUUUAAAGCAAUUUAAAGAUUACAUUUACUUAACUUUUACUUUCAAAAGACUUCUGCCUAUUAUUUCAUUUUCCUUGAGUCAUUCAUUGUCUUUACCUUCAAAAUCAAGAUACCUGGAUUUCAUCUUGAAGACAAGCGAUUCUUUAGGAGGGAGAGAGAAACAUUGAAUUGCCUAGUCAAAGAUGUAUAUCAUAGUUGAUAAAUGAGCUUGGACUGGAAUCCAGUUUGCUCCAAUCCAAACCCAGUAGUUUACUUUAGAGUUUAAACUUUUUUUAUUAGCAAGAAAUAAGAGCUUUUCCAUGCAAGGCUAAACAAAAUUUAGACAGCUUAUAGCCCCAGUUAGUGCAAAUUUAUUCAGAUUAUUUUGUUCAACAGUUUGAAUUAAGGGUGUCUUGGAAUGAAUGUACUGUAAUGUUCUGCAGCAAAGUAAUAAUAAGAGUUUCUUGCUAGGAAACUGUUUUCUUAAUCUUUUCCAGUAUCACAGAAGUAAAAAAAAAAAAAAAA
Crotalus tigris (Tiger rattlesnake) is the source of this 1669-nucleotide messenger RNA. It is a transcript of the gene SLC25A31, whose product is annotated as solute carrier family 25 member 31. Gene Ontology annotation, biological process: mitochondrial ADP transmembrane transport; mitochondrial ATP transmembrane transport. The record is from RefSeq and is a predicted model, not a curated record. Lineage: Eukaryota; Metazoa; Chordata; Lepidosauria; Squamata; Viperidae. Bases 99 to 1043 code for a protein of 314 amino acids. Gene Ontology annotation, cellular component: mitochondrial inner membrane. Gene Ontology annotation, molecular function: ATP:ADP antiporter activity. The transcript has 6 exons.